This is a messenger RNA of Gordionus sp. m RMFG-2023, 2619 nucleotides long. RefSeq lists its product as uncharacterized. Gene Ontology annotation, biological process: DNA repair; telomere maintenance. The record is from RefSeq and is a predicted model, not a curated record. Lineage: Eukaryota; Metazoa; Nematomorpha; Gordioida; Chordodea; Parachordodidae. Gene Ontology annotation, molecular function: DNA helicase activity. The transcript has 5 exons. The coding region runs from base 1 to 2619 and encodes 872 amino acids.
AUGGACUACUUGGAAACAAAGUCAAACAAUAUAAUUCCCGGCAAAGCAGUAAUAUUACCAUCAUCUUUUCAAGGUUCUCAAAGAAAUAUGCGAGAAAGCUUUCACGAUGCAAUGGCCAUUGUGCUCAAAUUUGGCAAACCUGAUUUGUUUAUUACUUUUACAUGCAAUCCUAAUUGGCGUGAAAUUAAGGAAAAUCUAUUUCCCGGGCAAAGUCCUACAGAUAGACCAGAUUUAAUAGCCCGUGUUUUUAAAUUGAAAUUAAAUGAAUUAUUGUUCGAUAUAAAUAAAAAAAAUUUAUUUGGUAAAUCUAUGGCUUUUAUAUAUACAAUCGAGUUCCAAAAAAGAGGUUUGCCUCAUGCCCAUAUACUUAUUAUUUUAAACGAUGAUAGCAAAAUUGAAACAUCUCAAGCUAUAGAUAAAUUUGUUUGUGCCGAAAUGCCAGAUAAAAUUCUCAAUCCUAAACUUUUUCAGAUUGUUACCCAUUUUAUGAUACAUGGUCCUUGCAUGGAAAAUGGCAUAUGUACCAAAAAAUUUCCGAAGGAUUUUCAAAUGGAAACAAGACCAAAUAUUGAUGGGUAUCCAUAUUAUAAAAGGCGAGAUAAUGGUAUUACAAUUCUUUCCGGUAAACCUACGGAUAAUCGUUAUGUUAUUCCAUAUAAUCGAUAUCUAAUGUUAAAAUUCAAUGCUCAUAUUAACGUGAAAAUUUGUACAUCUAUUAAAUCGGUAAAAUAUAUCUUUAAGUAUAUUUAUAAGGGCUAUGACUGUACUAAUGUUGACAUUAAUGUUGCUUCAAAUAUAAAUAUUCAUGACGAAAUUAAAUCACAUUUAAAUGCGCGAUAUGUGAGUGCAUGUGAAUCAAUGUGGAGAUUAUUAGAAAAUAAUAUGCAUGACCGCUCGCACGCUGUUAUUCGCUUAGGAAUUCAUUUACCUUUACAACAGCCAGUAUAUUUCACUGCUGGACAUGAAAGAGAUGCUUUAUUGAGAUCAGAAAAUAAACAUACUACUUUAACGGCAUGGUUUGAGUUAAAUAAGACAGAUCUAAAUGCUAGACAAUAUCUUUAUGGGGAAAUACCUUAUCAUUAUGUGUUUACAAAUUACCAUUGGAAACUAAGAAAAAAACGAUUAAAUGUAAUUUCGAGAAUGUAUUCCGUUCAUCUUAAUUCUGGUGAACGAUUCUUCCUUCGAUUAUUAUUACUUCAUGUUUGCGGGGCUACAAGUUUUGAUUAUUUAAAAACUAUUAAUGGAAUUUUAAUGACUACUUUUAAAGAGGCAGCUAUUAAAAGAAAUUUGUUAUCAGAUGAUAAAGAGUGGGAAUCAUGCUUAGAAGAGGGAUCAAUAUAUCAAAUGCCGUCACAACUUCGGAGUACUUUUGCCUUUAUUUGCAUGUUUUGUCAGCCUGAAAAUCCUGCAUAUCUAUGGAAUAGGUUCAGAUUUAUGAUGAUUGAAGAUUAUUUGCGUCAAUAUUCAGAAGUAAUUGCAAUAAACAUGGCUUUAAUGGACAUUGAAAACGUUUUUCUUGAUCAUGGUUUAUGCUGUCAAAGUUUUGAUCUUCCUUCACCUACAAAAAUCCCUCCAAAACAACAUUAUGAUGCCCAUGUUGAAGCUGCCGAUUCAAUCGAGCGUAUAUCUAAAUUAAACCGAUUACAAAAAUAUGCUUUUGAUUUAAUUAUACAAGCGAUUGAAUUAGAAAAUAUUCCAGAAAGAUAUUUCUUCGUGGAUGGCCCUGGAGGUUCAGAGCAAAAAAUCAAAUUGUAUUGCCUUUUGCAACCACCGGCAUAUCCUCUAUUCUUUAAGGGGGGAAGAACCAUCCAUAGCGGAUUUAAAUUACCUGUGCCUAUCUUUGAAACUUCUACAUCCCAUAUGAAUUUACAUAGUUCGCUAGCUCUAGAUAUUAAAAAUAGCAAAUUGAUUAUUAUUGAUGAGGCCACAAUGAUGACUAAACACGCUUUGCGAUGCAUUGACCGAUUACUUAAAGACAUUAUGAAAAAUUCCCACCCAUUUGGCGGAAAAAUAAUUUUAUUAGGUGGUGAUUUUAGACAGACUUUACCAGUAGUGCCUAAAGGCUCCAAAGUCGAUAUUAUAGAGUCCUGUAUAAAAAAAAUUGCUGAUAUAGAUAGUCUUUCUACUAAAAUAAUAUUAACCACCAAAAAUAAAAUUGCACUUACCCUCAACAACGAUAUCAUUAAUAUAAUUUCAGGCCCUAUCAAACAUUAUUAUAGUGCAGAUUCCAUUGAAAGCGAUAAUAAGGAUGAUAUAAUGAAUUUUCCACUAGAAUUUUUGCAUUCACAAACUCCAUCCGGUAUGCCACCUCACAAGCUAACACUUAAGGUAUUGACAGGCACUAAUAAGGGUUAUCGAGUUUUUCUCCCACGAAUAGAUCUAGCUCCAAGUGACUCUCAGUUACCAUUUACUUUAAAAAGACGACAGUUUCCUAUAAUUCCCGCUUUUGUGAUUACAAUAAAUAAAAGUCAAGGACAAACUUUUGAUCAUGUAGGCUUAUUCCUCCCAGAGCCCGUCUUUGCCCAUGGACAACUAUAUGUGGCUCUUACUAGAUGUUAUUUACAGCAAACUACGAGCAAGAAAAUCACAACAUCAUCUUCAAAAACGAAACUACAUUGA